This is a messenger RNA of Camelina sativa (false flax), 1222 nucleotides long. RefSeq lists its product as uncharacterized. The record is from RefSeq and is a predicted model, not a curated record. NCBI's taxonomy places the organism in Eukaryota, Viridiplantae, Streptophyta, Magnoliopsida, Brassicales, Brassicaceae.
AUUAGUUCUUGUGUUCUUUCUCUUGUGUUUCAGGUGCAUGCAAACAAGAAGCCACAAGCCUACUGAUUUGCGUAAUCUGCGAAACGGAGAAUUAGCACAGCUUGAACGAGAGAACCGAAAAGCAAAAGCCCGGUCAGACACUAUGGACGACACAAACAACGCUGAAAUUCGUCAACCUAACCCUCAAGAGGUUCUUGUUCCGCCUCCUCCUCCUGCACCACAAAUACAAGUUCCACAAGGGCAGAAUGCGGCUGAGCUGAACCCACCAGCUCAGCUCAGCUCAGGCAAAAGUGUUGAUUUUUUCUUGUGGAAUUGAUAGAUGCGUCUUCAUUAGGGUGAAUCUACCAUGGAGCAGCAGCAGUUUCUUCAAGUCACCUCUCGUCUCUCAGUGUCUAGGCUUAAUCACUUCCUCAAUCUCACAAAUGCUUGGUCUGUGAAUACCUUUCAUCAUGACAAUGGGGACAUCAUCGAACACCAUAUGCAGUGGGUACCUGGCUUGGUCUUACCAGUCAUUGGUGUUGCCGCUUUUGAGGAUGGUGUUGAGGGUGAUGGUGCAGCUUUUGAGGGUGAUGGUGCAGCUUUUGAGGAGGAUGGCGUAGGUAAUGAUGUUGAGGGUGAUGUUGAAGACCUUGGGGAAGUUGUGAACUCCCUACCUGCCCUACCUGAGAUCGAGAUUGUUGCUGUUGCUCCUCUCAACCUAAACGCUCCACUUAUGGCCUUGCAGAACCCACUAUUGGCUCCAGCUGUGAAUGAGGAUGCACCUCAUGGAUUUGAGGAUGGAGCAGCAGGGCAGAACGCUGUAGUGCAGAACGCUGAAGAUGGAGCAGAGAUUCUUGAGAGGCCACUUAAGCGAAGAAGAAGAAGCAUCUGAAGAGAUAAUGCAUUUGAAGCAUCUGAAGAAUUCAUCAGAAGCAUCUCGGUUUCUAGAAGAGAAGUAUAGAGGAGGUCACUUUCCUUUUAUUAGAGUCACUUAAACGAAGAAGAAGAAGCAUCUGAAGACAUAAUACAUCUGAAGCAUCUCUCGGUUUCUAGAAGAGAAGUAUAGAGGAGGCCACUUUCCUUUUAUUAGAGUCUCUAUUAACAAAGUGUAUUAAAAAAAAACAAUUAGGUGUAUAGAAUAUUCUUUGUGACUUGUUCGGUCAUAUCAAACAACAACAUGCCUUUUUUGCUGGGAAAGUGGGGAAGUGACCAUGUGUCCCACCACUAAGUAGAUGCAACAGAA